Molecule: messenger RNA, 4074 nt
Organism: Babesia sp. Xinjiang
Lineage: Eukaryota; Apicomplexa; Aconoidasida; Piroplasmida; Babesiidae
Exons: 1
Coding region: 1-4074 (1357 amino acids)
Source: RefSeq, a predicted model, not a curated record
AUGCAACUUUCCGUGCGCUCUACCGAGAUUGACAACGAUAUUUUUUCAAGCUCCGGAUCCGAGGAUGACUCCGGGGAUGAAGAUUACUGCGAUGCUUCCGUACCGAGGAGACGGAAUGGUCGUCCGGUACAGGAGCGUCGGGUGCGUGAGGACACGUCUGAAGUUCAUGUAACUUCACGACUAUUCGAGAUAGUUAUUAUGCGCAGACACGCUAAGCUUUCAACAUGUAUCCAAAGGGUGUUGCUAAAUAUCAGCUCCGAUGAACGAUACAUGGCAAUAGCGGAUAUAUUAAGCUUCAUCUGUGAAUGCUCUGGUUUCCAUCAUUCCUCAAUAUCACCGGAAGUUGUUGAUAGCUGUGAUUCUAUCGGGAAACUUACUAUUGUGGACCUAGGAAAGGAGCCGAAAUCUGGCGACCACUCAGCCACUAGAGAAAGUCCGUUUGGACAUUUUGAAUCAAAUGUACCAAAUGGAUCGGAGGGUAAAGCCUCGAUACUCACGCCAACCACUAAAGACAAGUCAAAAUCAUCUGGUGUUCACUCUGGGAUUCCGUCUUCCGAGCAGGAAUUCAAUUAUGACAAUUUUGGUUGGUGGAGUUUACGGGAUAUGUUCACUUCUCUGCCCAAUACAGUCAGUUAUACGGAAAUCGUAAAACAGUGCUCUAAUGCAUCGGAGGCUAAGGCCAACGAUGACGAGGACUCUUUAUUCUUUCCAGAUGCUGGCCGUGCAAUUAGUGAUCGACAAACUCGAUGUUUGGCUAAUAAGUUUUUAAACCUCUGUCAGGACCGUGUGAAACGUCUGACCUCUGCACUUGAUGCUCAGGAUGGUUGGACAAUAGGUUUGGGCAAGAGGAAUACUGCAUUUUUGCGUUACAAAGAAUUUUUUCAGCAAUUGGCAUUUGAAACUGAGGAACCCUUCUUGGGCGAUCUACUUCAUUCACUACAGUGGAUUUUCGCUCUUAGUAUGAUCGGAUUCCGGGUUGUACGCCAAUUUGCACUAAUUGCCUGUAAUGAGGUUAUUAGCAGUUUAUUGGUGAAAAUGAACACGCUGUCAAAGAACGAGCGUGUAUUUACUCGACAGCUGCAAGUUGAGGUCGAAAUGGAUCAACGCACUCACGAACGCGUACAUGCCAGGGACCCCGGUGCUACCGUGAGCUGCAGUAAAUCCACUGUGGAACUCUACAAGAAGUUGAUUCUGUCGCAGCUCGGCCAAAGUGCUAUUUUGCGUUUUAUAAAGUGCGUCUAUUGCGUAAAUUUUACGUCGAAACUACAGGAUGUAUUGACGGAUAUUCGUGUUUGUUGCGCAUUCGCGAUUGGUACGAAUGUUAUGUUAUGCCCCGUUAUUUUUUCUAAACCCUCUUAUGUGGAUUUCGUUUACAGGAUACUGCCAUCCACUGAUGAUUGCACGCGACUCUUGCUGCUUCGUUAUUUGUCAAUGGUAGAACGCCGGUUGUCUGAAGAGGAGUUGGGUAUCUUGCUCUCGCUACAUGCAUCAUGUUUGCGAGAUGGAAUGGCUACUUGUAGUGAGACUAUUGAAGCUAUUCUUUUAAGGGAUGUACACCUGAACUAUGAUCACAGUGUGGUAUUCAACCACAGGAAUGAGAAAUCAUUUUUACCCGUGAUCAAUUCACUAUCCCGUGGGAAUAACUCUACUUUAGCCGUGCUAAUAGCGUCUAUAUUCUUACCGUCGAUGGCUAUACGCAAUUUUUCACUGGUAUUACAGGUAAGGACUGAUGACCUACGAUCGAAGUACCGCAAUAUUCUAUCGCCACACCCCGAUGUGCUCGGACGGCAGAAUACCCUCACUAUUUCGGAAAAUUCUCCUGUAAAUGCUGAGAACUUUAACAGGUGUUUCAAGGAGCUUUCAAAGCUAAUAUCUACGGUGGAUCCCAAGGAUAACUUUGUGAUGAACCUAAUAAGUAGUCUAUGGGAUCACAGCGAUAUAUUUAGCGACGUUGGUCGAACCGUGCGUUUCCUGUGCCAGGGUGGUGAUGUGUCGACUGUUAAGGGCCGCUUGCAUGAAAGUUGCCAGGAGCUGCUGCUCAAUAUUGCUCUAGCGAGUUUCGAACAUUUGCUGUCUAAUGCCGAUGGCCCUAAGGAUGCACAGUUCGAAGCAGUCAGUACGGUAGCCUCCCAUGCACCCAUGUUGUUGCGUAUGUACCGAGCAAGCAUGCCACAUAUGAAGACAGCAUUGCAGCUGAUAGAACAGGUCACUUCCCAAUUGCAGCUUCGGGAUAUCCCAGCCACACCCGGUCUGAUACCUUCGCUACGGGAGGCGUUGACCCACUUGGUUGAGAGUGGUGAAAGCGGUGAGGAGGCGUUGGACGCCUUGAGAUUGGCAGUGCGUUGCCUUUACAAUUUGUACAGAGGUAACGAGAGUGCGAAAUCACACGUAUCGGAGCUCUACAAAAUGGUGUCGGAACGUAUGUCUUCCAGUGAUGACCCUGGUUUGGCAACGUUGCAUUGUGCUAUGAUGCUACUACACUACUUGCCAAUGGAGAUGGACGUUGCAAUAACCCUUAUAGGUGUCAUUCGACGUAAUUUGGAGUCACCAACAGUGGACGAUCGGAUGUUAUGGUGUGCCAUAGGCUAUGUAUUAUUUGAAGCCGAGCUCUACAAGUGCGUAAGAACUUCGCAAUCGUCUGUUAAUGCAAUUUUCAGUACACUGCGCGACUCGUUGCUACGUUCCAUUGCGUUGCUUGUCCGCGAGGCACGUUCAGAUUUUCGGAUGUUUGUAUGUUUCUGCUCGAUGGUAUCAUUGGUACAGAUAUCUGCAUUGGUUAAUGGUCUCGAUGAGUUGCCAGAUUGUGUCGAGUUGGAGAUUUUCAACGUGCUUGACCACUUUUAUCAACGUGUACGUCCAAUUCGUAUGCGUACUUUGGCUGCAUGCCCCUUGACUCCAGGGGUUUUGGAAACCCACAAUAAGGGCAUAACAGUUGCAGAUGUGUUCAUCAGUGGCUAUGACGAAGAUAAUUUCAUUCUAAACCCGCUAAGCUCCGUCAUGUGUCUGGUGGGAUUGUUCACUAAGGCGUUGUCUGCACGUUUGUACUGUAGCGGAGCCUCUAUACUCCUGGUUCUACAACUGCUAUCAUCAACUCCUGCGAUAUCUGAGACUUCUGGCGUCUAUCUACGUUUCGUUGCGAAUUUCGAUGACCAGAUUCUGUUGGCACUGCUACUCGCUACGAUGAUCGGUUUGUAUGAAUCCAGUGCCAGGGGUCUAGCCGGUCAAGUGUGUCGUCGUUUCGUGGAGCGGGUCUUAAAUAAACAGGAUGGCAUCGUUGUCGACCAUAAGAAGCUGAGGCUUGAUCGUCUAAUAGUGUCUGCUGUGCGUUAUGCACUUCAGGCGCCUAGCAAUUGGGAUUUUUUGACGGUGGUUAUAGAUUUUGGGACAUUACUUAAGCAUCACGGGUCUACGUUUAACAAAGCGGCUUUACAAGGGCAUAUAGCGACGCUAUUGGCAUCGAUGAACCCGCCGAGUGCACUACGUGACAAGGUCGUUAAGUUGUUGAACGCAUUUGGUAUUACUCCUGUGAAACGUAAAGGCAACUUGGUGUCAAUGACUGAGAUUGAUGAUAUGGAUCGUUGUGUCAACAUCAUCCGUGGCAAGUCGAGUUAUAUCGAUUUUGUACGUGUAUCUGGCGGUUCAGGGCGCCGCAAGAAUCGCCACCGGGUAACCUCCACUGGCGUUGUGAAGCGUCACAAAACUGAUAAGUUGGGUGAGCGUUCCGUUACGUCUGAUACUCGUGCUAGUUCUGCAGAUUCUCGUGAGACCUGUGCUGAGGUGUCACCAGUUGUAACACGCACGUUUACGAAAUCGCAACUAUUGUACCCGCCCAGUGUUGGUAUGGUGCGUUCUCGUAACCCUUCAAAUGUUCCUCUGGAGCGUGAUUCUUUAGAGGUUGGUUAUUUGGAACUAGACCACAUACCGAUUCCCGUGACCACUCAAGACCCCGCCACCCCUCAAGGCUCGACAGGAACGUCGUUGACUGAACAUAGUUUCGGUUUGCGUUCAUCCAAUAGCGAAGAUCUAGCAUCUUUGAGUUCUUCGGUAUUGUCACCAUUAGUGUUACAUCUAUGA